AUGGUCGGCCUUGUUUCGGCCGCCGGUCUAGUCGGUUUCCUCUCAGAGCCAGACCCCGAGCUUAAGGUCUUUGCCUUGAAGUCAUUAGAUUCCCAGAUCGACCUGCUGUGGACAGAAGUUGUGAACGCGGUUCCCGAGAUUGAGGCUCUUUACGAAGAUGAAUCUUUCCCAGAACGUGGACUGGCUGCUUUAGUUGCCUCGAAGGUAUACUAUCAUCUGCAGGAAUAUAAUGAGAGCAUGGUCCUCGCUCUUGGCGCGGGAAAGCUGUUCCAGCUCGACAACGGUGGCGAGUACGAGGAGACCAUUAUUGCGAAAUGCGUGGAUACCUUCAUCUCUCUAUCCGCUUCCCAGAAACCUGCCGCUGGUGACCCGGCCGCCAAUCUGAACACCUCCUUCUCAGCAUUCGGCGAUGGCGCCACCAGCACAUCAGCAAGCCUGACCUCUCCGAUCACACCAUUCUCCAAAUCUGCGCUGCCCUCGAAGUCCCUGCUCUCGCGCCAGGAGGUUCCCGGCAUCGACGCUGUGCACCCCGGCGGUGAGGACCAGAGUGUUCAGCACCACAAUGAGACUCCACUCGUCCUGAAGCGUGGUGUUCAGGGUCAACUACAAACCGUGAUUGAGCGACUGUUCGAAGAGUGUUUCCGUCAAAAGCGUUACCGUCAAGUUAUCGGUAUUGCGAUUGAGGCGAAGAGCUUGGAUGUUCUCCGUCUGGCUAUCCUUCGCGCCAGUGCGGACGAGAAGAAGCAGUCGGGUGAAUCUCAUGGUAGCGAGGAGCUUAUGGAGUACGUUCUGGACAUCUGCAUGGGCAUUGUCCAAGAGCGAGGCUUCCGCAACGAGAUCCUUAAGCUCAUUCUCGAGCUCCUUAACGAGAUACCCGCCCCCGACUAUUUCUCGAUCGCCAAAUGUGUUGUCUACCUUAAUGAACACUCGAUGGCCUCAAAUAUUCUCCGUCAACUCGUUGAAAAGGGCGACCCGCGAUCCCUUGCCGUCGCAUACCAAAUCUCCUUCGACCUUUAUGAUAACAGCACCCAGGAGUUCCUCCAGAAGGUUCGUGAGGAGAUUUCCGAGCUGGUGCCCGAGAACGACACAGAGAAGACCGAGCAAGAAGAGCCUAAGGAGUCGGAUGCGUUGCUUGAGGACCAAUCGAGCUCAACUCGUCCGGAGGACAAGGUUUCAGAUGAGUCGACUUCCGCGUUCAAGAACAUUAUCUCAAUCCUGGAUGGUAUCAAAUCCAUUCAGCUCAACCUGGAGUUCCUCUACCGGAGUAAUCAGGUCGACAUGGCUGUUUUGAAUAAGGUGCGUGACAGCCUCGAGGCCCGCAAUUCCAUAUUCCAUACCGCCGUCACUCUGUGCAACGCUUUCAUGCACGCCGGAACCACUCACGACAAGUUCUUCCGUGAGAACCUGGAGUGGCUCGGCAAGGCUGUCAACUGGUCCAAGUUUACGGCCACCGCUGCCUUGGGUGUCAUUCACCGUGGCAACCUCAGCCAGGGUCAAAAGCUCCUGCAGCCCUACCUGCCCAAGGAGCAUAUUGCUGGGGUUGGUGGCUCGGGCUCCGUUUACAGCCAGGGUGGCUCUCUGUAUGCCUACGGUUUGAUCUUCGCCAACCACGGUGGUAUGGCUGUCGAUCUCAUCCGUGACCACUUCAAGAAGGCCACUGAAGAGGUUGUGCAGCACGGCGGUGCUCUGGGUCUGGGUGUUGCUGGUAUGGCCACAGGCGACGAGGGCAUAUACGAGGACCUCCGCAACGUUCUUUACACGGACUCCGCUCUCAACGGUGAGGCCGUUGGUCUUGCCAUGGGUCUCGUCAUGCUGGGCACCGGCAACAUGAAGGCGCUGGAGGACAUGAUCCAAUAUGCCCAUGACACUCAACACGAGAAGAUCGUUCGUGGCCUUGCCAUGGGUAUGGCUUUGAUCAUGUACGGCCGCCAGGAGGCUGCCGAUGAGCUGAUCAACGGUCUCCUCGGUGACCCUGACCCGACUCUCCGCUACGGCGGUAUCAUGACGAUUGCUCUGGCCUAUUGUGGUAGCAGCAGCAACAAGGCUGUUCGCAAGCUUCUUCACGUUGCCGUCAGUGAUGUCAAUGAUGAUGUUCGCCGUGUUGCCGUGUUGAGCUUGGGCUUCAUCCUGUUCCGCAAGCACAAGAGCGUUCCCCGUAUGGUGGAGUUGCUCUCGGAAUCCUACAACCCUCACGUCCGGUACGGUGCCGCCAUGGCUCUCGGUAUCUCUUGUGCCGGCACUGGGCUGGAUGAGGCUAUCGAUCUUCUGGAGCCCAUGCUCAAGGACUCGACCGACUUUGUCCGUCAGGGAGCCCUAAUCUCGCUGGCCAUGGUUCUCGUUCAGCAGAACGAGGCCAUGAACCCCCGCAUCACCAGCCUUCGUAAGGCUAUGAUGAAGAUGCUCGGUGACCGCCACGAGGAUGCCAUGGCCAAGUUCGGUUGUGCCGUGGCUCUCGGAAUCAUCGAUGCUGGUGGCCGCAACUGCACCAUCAGCCUGCAGACACAGACCGGCAACCUGAACAUGCCCGGUAUUGUCGGUGCUGCAGUCUUCUGCCAGUACUGGUACUGGUUCCCUCUUACCCACUUCCUCUCUCUCAGCUUUGCCCCGACUUCCGUGAUCGGCGUCGACCAGAAGCUGGAGGUCCCGGAGUUCAAGUUCCACAGCAACACCCGCCCCAGUCUUUUCGACUAUCCUCCCAUGCAAGAGGUCAAGACCGAGGAGGCUCCCGAGAAGGUGAAGACUGCGGUGCUUUCUACGACCGCCCAGGCCAAGCGCCGUGCCCAGCGUCGUGAGAAGCAAGCACGACGUGAGAGCAUGGACAUCGACCAGACGCCCACUACGCCGAAGGUCUCUGACCAACUACCGGAGAAGAUGGAGACCGAUGACAAGGUGGAGGGCGAGGAGGGCAAGGAUGGUGAGAAGGGUGCCCUCGAAGCCCAAAAGAAGAAGGUGGAGCGGGAGAAGGUUGGUUACGAGCUGGACAACAUGUCCCGGGUACUGCCCGCCCAGCUCAAGUACCUGACGUUCCCUGACCCGCGGUACGAGCCUGUUAAGAGGCCUACUGGUGGUGUCGUGGUUGUUCUCGACAAGCAGCCUGAGGAGCCUCGUGAGACUAUCGAGCUCAAGGCCAGCAAGGAAGCUCCUGCCCCGACCGAGACUCUUCAGGAUCGCCUUCAGGCUGCUAUCGGUACUGCUGCACUGCAGACCCCUCAACGGGCCGAUGCUCGCGCCAUGAUGUCUUCUACCCCCGUUGGUGCUGCGGCUGCUGCGGGCGUGCUGACCGCCGUCGACGAAGACGAGGAAGGCGCGGAGGAUGCGCCAGUGCCUGAAGAAUUCACCUACGAGACGGAAGGUGAAGAUGAGUAG
This is a messenger RNA of Penicillium cinerascens, 3366 nucleotides long. RefSeq names its product proteasome regulatory particle base subunit RPN2. The record is from RefSeq and is a predicted model, not a curated record. Bases 1 to 3366 code for a protein of 1121 amino acids. Gene Ontology annotation, molecular function: enzyme regulator activity. Gene Ontology annotation, biological process: proteasome-mediated ubiquitin-dependent protein catabolic process; regulation of protein catabolic process. NCBI's taxonomy places the organism in Eukaryota, Fungi, Ascomycota, Eurotiomycetes, Eurotiales, Aspergillaceae. The transcript is spliced from 5 exons. Gene Ontology annotation, cellular component: proteasome regulatory particle, base subcomplex; proteasome storage granule; nucleus.